AUGAAAAGCUUCAUGAGUUGCGCCUUAGAGCUCACCACAGUGAUGCCGUUCAAGUGGUAUCUGAGCCGAUAUAUGUGCUUCUAUUGUGAACAAACGUUCGUCGAUAGCUUAAAACUGAAACAGCACACGAAACAAGCGCAUCGCGAGAUCAAAAUUAACAAAGUGAUGAAGAGAAUCGGCUCCAUAAAAAGGAUAAAGUGGGACAUCACGGAGAUUAAGUGCAAGAAAUGCGAGGAACAAAUGUCGAAUAUAGAAGAGUUUAUCAUUCACGCGCGAAAGCACAAUUUGUUUUUCGAUUCGGAUGUUGUUAUGGAGAAUCUGUACGUGUUCAGAUUGUCAGAUGAUGGGAUGUUUUGUGUGCACUGCGGGGAGGGUUUUAAAUUCUUCACGCCGUUACUACGCCACAUGAAUAAAUACCAUAACAAGUCCGAGAAGUUUAUCUGCGAUGUCUGUAAAGAAAGUUUCGUUUUGAAAGGUACACUGCGGAGUCACAUUGAGAACGUUCAUUCGGAUAUGCCCUACAAAUGUCGGUUGUGCCUAAACUGGUUCCCGACACGGCGAGCGUAUUCCAAGCACACCGAAACAUUCCACAGGACCGGCAAAUUCAGUUGCCCACACUGCACAGAGACUUUAAGUAGUAGAUAUUUGAGGAAUAUGCAUUUAGCCACGAAGCACGAUCUGAAAACUAAACAGUUUGGUUGUGAUGUGUGCGCGAAAGUGUUUUUCAGGAAGAGCUCUUUGAUUGGGCACAAGGCGAGGGCGCAUUUGAAGGAGAGAUCGGCUACAUGUCACGUUUGCGGGUUAAAAGCGUUUGAUGUACACGCUCUGAAGCUACAUAUGGCGGUGCACGACAAUGCGCGGCCUUUGUUUAGCUGCGUGCACUGCGGGAAAGUAUUCAAAUGGAAAAGGUGUCUGGCUCUGCACAAAAGACGGAAGCAUCAACAUGAGUGA
Bombyx mandarina (wild silkworm) is the source of this 951-nucleotide messenger RNA. Its product is annotated as zinc finger protein OZF-like. NCBI's taxonomy places the organism in Eukaryota, Metazoa, Arthropoda, Insecta, Lepidoptera, Bombycidae. The record is from RefSeq and is a predicted model, not a curated record.